CAGCUUCAUUGCACCGAUCCUACAGCCUUGCCCUGUCUCUCCUGACCCUCGACUGUCUAUAGCUGCAAGUCUCUGUUCGUAGCCAUUUAUCUAUAUCCAAAGCCACUCAUACAUUUAAAGCUUCGCGAAAGCCUAGUCAUUUAAUACAAUGGGAAAUCAACCAUCCCAGAUGGGCGGUGGCCCCCCGGGGGGCGACGGGAAAGACGAGAAGGACAAGAAAAAGGAAAAGCCAAAGUACGAACCUCCUCCACAGCCCACGACUAGAAUCGGGCGUAAGAAACGUAAGGCUGCUGGCCCCAAUGCCGCUGCCAAACUCCCUACGAUAUUCCCGACUUCACGGUGCAAACUGCGAUACCUCCGAAUGCAGCGGGUCCACGAUCAUUUGAUAUUGGAAGAGGAGUAUGUCGAGAAUCAGGAACGUCUCCGCAAGACGAAGGCUCAAGCGUCGGCGGCGCCCUCGGCCAGUGAUGACUUUGAUGCUUUGGAUCGAAAUGCGGAUGAGAGGAGCCGCGUCGAUGAUAUGAGAGGGAGCCCGAUGAGCGUUGGCAAUCUCGAGGAGAUGAUCGAUGACGAUCAUGCAAUCAUCUCUAGCGCCACGGGUCCCGAGUACUACGUGUCUAUCAUGUCUUUCGUGGACAAGGACCUACUUGAGCCUGGCGCCAGCAUCCUCCUACAUCACAAAUCGGUAUCGGUUGUUGGCGUGUUGACCGAUGACGCGGAUCCUCUGGUGUCUGUUAUGAAAUUGGACAAAGCACCCACAGAAUCGUACGCAGAUAUUGGAGGGUUGGAGUCGCAGAUUCAAGAGGUUCGAGAAGCCGUUGAGUUACCGUUACUACACCCAGAGCUAUACGAGGAGAUGGGUAUCAAGCCCCCGAAAGGUGUCAUUCUCUAUGGAGGACCAGGCACAGGAAAGACCCUACUUGCCAAAGCUGUCGCCAACCAAACCAGUGCUACCUUCCUUCGUAUUGUUGGUAGCGAGUUGAUUCAGAAAUACCUUGGUGAUGGUCCACGGUUAGUCCGUCAAAUUUUCCAGGUUGCUGCAGAGCACGCCCCGUCUAUCGUGUUCAUUGAUGAAAUCGAUGCCAUCGGAACAAAGCGUUACGAAUCCACUUCCGGUGGCGAGCGGGAAGUUCAACGUACCAUGUUAGAACUUCUUAAUCAGCUUGAUGGGUUCGAUGACCGUGGCGAUGUAAAGGUCAUCAUGGCCACCAAUAAAAUCGAGACUUUAGACCCGGCCUUGAUUCGACCUGGCCGUAUCGACCGCAAGAUUCUUUUCGAAAACCCAGAUCAAAACACCAAAAAGAAGAUUUUUGCUCUCCAUACGUCCAAAAUGUCUCUCAGCGACGACGUAGAUCUGGAUGAGUUCAUUAGUCAAAAGGACGACCUUUCUGGCGCGGAUAUCAAAGCUAUCUGCUCUGAGGCAGGGUUGAUGGCUCUCCGAGAGCGGCGAAUGCGAGUUCAAAUGGCGGACUUUAGAGCUGCUAGGGAGCGCGUGAUGAAGACGAAGAGUGAGAACGAGCCUGAGGGCCUCUACUUGUAGAAGGGGCUUGCGACUUGUGCAUAUUCGCGGUGUACACUAGUGCAUUUAGCUGCUUCUGAUGCUUAGCGACAUCCACAUAGUUAUUAAAUCCUGAA
Messenger RNA from Coccidioides immitis RS, 1635 nucleotides. Its product is annotated as 26S proteasome subunit P45 family protein. The transcript has 4 exons. The record is from RefSeq and is a predicted model, not a curated record. Gene Ontology annotation, cellular component: proteasome regulatory particle, base subcomplex. Bases 149 to 1540 code for a protein of 463 amino acids. Gene Ontology annotation, molecular function: proteasome-activating activity; ATP hydrolysis activity; ATP binding. Lineage: Eukaryota; Fungi; Ascomycota; Eurotiomycetes; Onygenales; Onygenaceae. Gene Ontology annotation, biological process: proteasome-mediated ubiquitin-dependent protein catabolic process.